AUGUCUAAAGAGCGUACAAUGCAAUACCAGGACGAGCUGCCACCACUUCCCUUGCCGCCAUUGGAGCAGACUAUGGAUCAGUAUAUACAGAGCUGUGAGCCAUUAUUAUCACCUAGUGAGAUGGAGCAUACAAAGGCCGUAUGUCAUGACUUUCUCCAUGGUGUCGGGCCACAGCUGCAUGCGAUUUUGCAGGAACGUGCUGACUCUGAGCGUAAUUGGAUUGAAGAGUGGUGGGAGACAUUUGCUUAUAUGCAACCACGUUAUCCAUCAGCCAUUAACAUUAAUUGGUAUGGCGUCUUACCUGGUAAUUGGGGGCCUCGAGAUAUGAGUCAAUGCGAAGCAGCGUCGAUAUUUACUCAUGCAAUCCUUAAAUUCCGGAAGAAUUUACUCGAGGACAAUUAUCCACCGGAAAAGAUGAUGGGACGUCCAUUGUGUAUGUUUACGUACACACGUAUGUUUAAUACGUGUGUAAUUCCAGGAGAAGAAUGUGAUGAAAUGAUGUCGUACCCACACGAUUCAAAACAUAUUCUUGUAUUGCGGAAUAAUUGCAUGUGGGUAGUGCAAGUGCUUGAUGAUCAAGGAGAGGAGAUCUCACUGGCAGAUAUUGUAAGACAAUUUGAGUUGGUGCGAGAUGAAGCCACGGGACUCUUUGAUUUGGAACGAUACCCACCUGUGAGUGUUUUGACAUCGGAGAAUCGUACAAACUGGGCCAAGGCACGGGAUUAUAUUUUAUCACUAGACGACAUUAAUAAGCAGUCAUUUGAUCUGAUUGAGAGGGCGCUGUUUUGCGUGGCUCUUGACGAAAGCUCUGCAUCAACAUACGACGAAAUUGCGCGCAAUUGCUUGCUCGGUGACGGCCGCAACCGCUGGUACGACAAACCAUUCACGCUUAUCAUCCACGAGAACGCUCGUGGUGGUUUAAAUGGCCAGCACGCGUGGGCAGAUGCACUGGUGGUUGUUCGCUUGUUUGACUACUGCAUCAAGUACGUGAAUGAAAACUUCAAGGCCAAGUUUGCAAACCGCGCGAAUUUGAGACCUACUCUUAACAUUAAACCGAAGCGGCUUGACUGGGUGCUAGAUAACGCUGCGUACACAGCCAUUGAAUGCGCCAGCGCGGCAGUGGGAAAGCUGAUCCACAACAGCGACAUUGCGACGAUUCAAUUCAACCACUACGGUUCGGCCUUCCUCAAACGCUACAAAUUGACUCCGGACUUUUUCAUGCAGAUGGCUAUUCAGCUGGCACACUACAAGAUGCACAAGAAAGUUCCUGCUGUCUACGAGACGGCUCACACACGAAUGUUUUACCACGGCCGCACAGAAACGAUUCGUUCACUGUCAAAGGAGUCUCUGACUUUUGUGAAGACGAUGGAAUCGAGUGCAUCCGAUGGAACAAAAUGGGACGCGCUGCGUACGGCCAUCGACGCUCACAAAGAGACGAUGAAGAAAUGCUUGACUGGAAACGGCAUUGAUCGUCACCUCAUGGGACUCCAAAUUGUGGCGGAGAUGUCUGGUAUCACACCGAAGCCUUCGCUAUUCACGGAUCGAGCAUUUGAGUUGAGCAAAAAGUAUUUGGUGUCUACGAGUAACAUUAGUGGCGGUCCUGGUGCCAGCCCCAUUUGGGGCGGCUUCUCGGCCAUGUAUAACGAAGGCUAUGGUGUCUGCUAUGCUCUGCAACCGGACCGCAUCAACGUGAGCAUCACAUGCUAUCACGUGUGCCCGGAAACGAGCGCUGUCGGAUUUAAGCGCCACUUGGAGACUGCUUUGCUGGAAAUGGUGGAUCUUUGCCUUACGCGCAAUGUUAUUUACGUUGGCUCCUCCAAGAUCUAA
Peronospora belbahrii is the source of this 1827-nucleotide messenger RNA. Lineage: Eukaryota; Oomycota; Peronosporomycetes; Peronosporales; Peronosporaceae. The record is from the annotation of a GenBank genome assembly.